UCUAACAAACUCACAGAAUUCUGUCAAGGCCGUAGCAUCCCGCAACCCGAAUACCUCAUCUACGAACUCGGUCCCCAACGCUUCGGUGCAACCUGCACCUUUCUCUCAGCCACCCACAAUGACCAGAAUCUCGCUUUCUCCAGCAAGAAAAUCGCAAAGACUGCUGCUGCUCGUACUGCCGUAUUAGCUUUGCGCGAGGAAGGUGUGUUGAAGGCACGUUGUGCUACUGUUGUGUCGUCGGUUGCUCCCGCCGUACCUGCCUUUGGUGGCUCGUUGCCUUUUGCCACUGCCGCUAGCACACCAAAAGUGCCUGUCAGCUCUACAGCUGCUGCAGCCCUCGCUACUCCUACGACUGCAAGCCCAUCAGCAUCGUCACUGGUUCCUACCCUCUGCGCUGAGCUCAACAUCGCGCCUCCGACAUACGUACUUUCGCCGACGUCUGUCCAAACACCCGAUUUCUGGGAUGGUGCAGCAAAGUUCGAGCAUGCGAUUGAUCCUUGCCUUCGCGGUGCAGUGGGCAAAGUCGAGAGGGUAUACGGCAAGAAGAACGCAAAGGAUAAAAUCGUACAGCAAGUCUUGGAGGUGUUGGAGGGCGUGAAGCAGCAGAGGAUGGCUGGAUGA
This is a messenger RNA of Aureobasidium namibiae CBS 147.97, 621 nucleotides long. RefSeq lists its product as uncharacterized. The transcript has a single exon. The annotation marks the transcript as partial. The record is from RefSeq and is a predicted model, not a curated record. NCBI's taxonomy places the organism in Eukaryota, Fungi, Ascomycota, Dothideomycetes, Dothideales, Saccotheciaceae.